AUGUUAUGUUUCUCAGAUGAUUUCGUAGUAAGACCACUGGUAAGAGAUGACAAGUUGCCUCCCAAACGUGACUGGGAACAUAAUGUCAGCAGCCCCCUUUUAAAUAGAAGGGUUGGAGAUGACAAGUUGCCUCCCAAAUGUAACACGAAGACUUUGUUUAUUCGCAAGAUCGGGGACGAGAAAUCACUUCCCAAAGAUGCUACUAUUGGAGAUGACAGAGAAAAGACACAAAUUGCUAAGGUUUCUCCAAAGCAUGUCUGCAAAUAUUGGAUGAAUGGCGAUUGUGUUCGUGUUAGAUUAUUUAAAUCGCAUGAUGGUGUAAUUUUUGCAUGGAGAGGCAGUUCUAAAUCCAAUUCCCCUUUUGAACUGGUUGCAUCACUACGCGGACACACUAAAUCUGUUGUUUGCCUGGCUGUUGGAUGUAACAAGAUGUUGUACUCAGGAUCCAAGGAUCAAAGCAUCAAGGUUUGGGACCUACACAAAUUUGAGUGUAAAAUGACACUCAAUGCACAUACAGGAGAAGUCACAUCCCUUAUUUGUUGGGACAAAUUCUUGCUAUCCGGUUCAUCAAACUGCACUAUCAAGGUCUGGUAUAAAACCGCCGAGGAUCCUUUGGAAGUUGCAUAUUCACACAAUGUAGAAAACAUUUUUUAACAUUUUUUAAGAAAUUAGAGGUUUGUUGUGUGGGAUCGAAUUGUGGAAAGCAAUUGCUUCUCCAGGGCGUGGUAUUUUGGCCAUGGAUGAAUCCAAUGCUACAUGUGGAAAGCGGUUGGAUUCAAUUGGACUAGAGAACACCGAAGCUAACCGUCAAGUAUGGCGUAAAAUUAUAUAUGAAGAAAGUGUUAUGACUUGGUUAAAAUAUAAUUUUUAUGUGUAUGAUUUUAUAGUACUUGAAAUAUUAUGAAUGCACAUGAUUUUGUAUA
This is a messenger RNA of Vicia villosa (hairy vetch), 923 nucleotides long. RefSeq names its product zinc finger CCCH domain-containing protein 48-like. Bases 1 to 654 code for a protein of 217 amino acids. Gene Ontology annotation, molecular function: protein binding. The transcript has 4 exons. The record is from RefSeq and is a predicted model, not a curated record. Lineage: Eukaryota; Viridiplantae; Streptophyta; Magnoliopsida; Fabales; Fabaceae.